Molecule: messenger RNA, 627 nt
Organism: Debaryomyces hansenii CBS767
Lineage: Eukaryota; Fungi; Ascomycota; Pichiomycetes; Serinales; Debaryomycetaceae
Exons: 1
Coding region: 1-627 (208 amino acids)
Source: RefSeq, a predicted model, not a curated record
AUGUCGAAAUCGUUGUGUUGUUUAGCAUUUGAAUCCUUAUAUAACAAGUUAUUUACUGACUCUCCACGUAUCUCUUAUGAUAAGUUUAAAAGCAUAAUUCAUUCGAAUGCUGAGUUGCCUCUUAAAGCUCCACUAUUCAUCACAUGGAAUAAGAAUGAACAGUUGAGAGGAUGCAUUGGGACUUUUCAACCAUUACCGAUAGAAUCUGGUACAAAAAGAUUUUCUCUCACAUCAUCAUUACAAGAUCCAAGAUUUCCCCCAAUUGGCAAACUGGAAUUCAAUCUGUUAUCAGUUUCAGUAACACUCUUAGACAAUUUUGAACCAGCUAAAGAAUGGGAUGACUGGACAGUAGGUGAUCAUGGAUUGAAGGUCAACUUCAAUAAGGAUGGUGAAAUGUACCUGGGGACUUUCUUGCCUAGUGUUGCGGUUGAACAAGAAUGGGAUAAAAUUACCACGCUUGCCUAUCUUUUAAAGAAAGCUGAUUAUACGGGAGUUCUGAAAUCAAAGACUACCGAGUUCUAUCAAACAGGUAUUGAUGAAGGGUGGUUGGAAUUAGUUAGAUACGAGGGGGUAAAGGAAUGCUUAGAUUACAAUGAAUUUAUGGAACUUAGAAAUUCGAUUAAAUAA